Messenger RNA from Salvelinus sp. IW2-2015, 2547 nucleotides. Its product is annotated as myb-related protein B. Gene Ontology annotation, biological process: mitotic cell cycle; positive regulation of transcription by RNA polymerase II. The record is from RefSeq and is a predicted model, not a curated record. Lineage: Eukaryota; Metazoa; Chordata; Actinopteri; Salmoniformes; Salmonidae.
AGGUGAAUUCCAGCUUUCCAACGGUGCAGAUUUAUUUAGGCUCCCCAGUGCUGGUGGAAAUUUCCAUAAAGAAGUAAGUAGGGAUUUAUUUGGUUUAGAUUUUUAUUUUCACGGUAGUACCGAAUUGGGCAUAACAUGAUUGAUCGUACAUUCCAAUACAGUAGUUGGCGGCAUGCACUUUAAACGUUUGUUUGCGGACCGCCAUGAUAUCAAAGAAGAAGAAGAAGAAAAAGAAGCGCGCGAGAUAGAAACUUGAGCGCGGACUAACGUUAGUGUUGUCAGCAACACAGAAGUGGAGUACCCAGCCCUCCGACAAAAUACAGUUUCAUGGACGUGGAUUCAAUACGACAAACACAGAUUUGCUCAUGGUAUAUAGUUCGCGAAUCUAUGCACGACGUGGUUGACAAAAUAUACAAUUGUAUUUUAGCGGUAAAACAAAGAUAAAUGUCCUGGUGGUUGCGCGGAGAGGAUAGGGAGGAGGCUAUGUAUCAGGACACCGACUCUGAUGUGGCUGAACAGAGAGACGGUGGAAAGGUCAAAGUGAAAUGGACACAAGAGGAGGAUGACAAUCUGAAAGCAUUGGUCCAAAACCUGGGACCAAAUGACUGGAAACACAUAGCCAGUUUUUUACUGAAUCGCUCAGAACACCAGUGCCAGCACCGCUGGUUGAAGGUUCUGGAUCCAGAUCUGGUUAAAGGGCCUUGGACCAAAGAGGAGGACGAGAAGGUGAUACAACUGGUGAAACGGUAUGGCAACAAGCAAUGGGCCAUAGUGGCUAAGCACCUGAAGGGCCGUGUGGGGAAACAGUGCAGGGAACGCUGGCACAACCACCUCAACCCGGAUGUGAAGAAGUCCUCCUGGACAAAAGAGGAAGACCUCGUUAUCUACAAGGCCCACUGCAUGCUGGGAAACCGCUGGGCUGAGAUUGCCAAGCUGCUCCCCGGAAGGACAGAUAAUGCUGUGAAGAACCGCUGGAACUCAACCAUCAAGCGUAGGGUUGAGAUGGGCUUCUUUAGUGGGGUGGAUCCUACUCUGAAGCAUCAUCAGGUGGACGCAGAGGAGGGCAUGGCCCACCACAGUAAAGAUCAGCAGAUGGACUAUGAUGGUUCUAUGGAGAGGGAUUCAGACCAAGACACUACACUGCUGGAGAAUGCCAGUACAUCCACUGUGAGAGACGGACCAAGGGAAGCAGGCUCCCACAAGGCUGUCUCUCCUCAACAGUCAAAGACACCCAAAAGUGAGCCAGACACCCCAGGACGUGAACUGAAUACCAAUAGCUGGGUGGUGGACAGCUCAGGCUUCCUCUCUCCCAACGGCCCAGGCUUAAAGGAGGUGAUGGAUAUGGUGGAUGGGGACCUAGAUGGAUGGUGCAACAUGUCUGUCUUUGAUCUGCCUGAGGAGAGCCAGAGCCCAGAGCGGACCCAGUUCCGUCUGGAGGGCAGCGCCCUGCAGGAGCUGAGCAAGGGCAACCGGGGAGAGCUGAUUCCCAUCUCCCCUGGAGGAAUCACCCCACCCUCCAUACUGACCCGCCGCAGCCGCCGUCGCAUCGCUCUAUCUCCUGACUCCAACUAUUCCAGGACCCCCAAGAGCACCCCGGUCAAGAUCCUGCCCUUCUCUCCCUCACAGUUCCUCAACAUGUGGACCAAACAGGACAGCUUUGAACUGGAGAAUCCAUCCCUCACCUCUACCCCAGUCUGUAGUCAGAAGUCCACGGGUACCACACCACUACACCGCGACAAGACUCCACUCACACAGAAGGAAAACUCUGUGUUUGCGUCCAAGCUGUACUCAAACUCAGUGUUCAUCACACCCAACCACAAGUCAAAUCUUGACACCACCCCGCGGACUCCAACUCCAUUCAAAAAUGCCAUGGAGAAGUAUGGUCCUCUGCGGCCUCUGCCUCAGACUCCGAAUGAGGAGGACUUGAAAGAAGUCCUCUUGAAAGAGACUGGGAUUGAGCUGAUCGUGAUGGAUGAGAGUCCACUUGAGCAAAGACGCAAGCAGGUGCAUCGACCUACAAUGAAGAAAGUGCGUAAAUCUCUGGCCUUGGAUGUCAUGGACUGCAAAGAGACGGUCACCUCCAGGCAUCAGUCCAUUAAGUUUGGGCCCCAACCCUGUCCUAAGGCUGAGACGUCUCUCAACUCCUCGUCCUUUUGCAUGAAGAGGGAAUAUAAAGAGGAGAAUGUUCUGGAUCAGGGCUUCUGUUUAGGACCCAGGGAGAGUUGUGCAUAUUCCAACCCAGUGCCACCAACACCAAUGUCCCAGGCAUGGGAAGCAGUGGUAUGUGGACGGACUAAGGACCAACUUAUAAUGACAGAGAAAGCAAGAUGUUACCUCCGCUCACUAAAAUCCCACGCUCCCAACCGGGCCCUCAUCCUGUCCUGAGCCCUCCCUCACUACCAAGAUCUCACAUGCUAUCAGAGUUGGGGAAAUUCCUAUUUGUGUCUGGGAAGUUUCACUUAAACAACCCUCUAUGCCAGCAGCAUACCACCCUGCAUCCCACUGCUGGCUUGUAUCUGAAGCUAAGCAGGGUUAGUCCUGGUUGGU